AUGAUCCUCACAGCCCUCCUCCCCCUCGCCCUCGCCCUCCUCCUCCCCUCCACCCUCGCCAAACCAAUCCUCCCAACCCGCCGCGCAAACGAAGACGCCCCCCUAAACGCAACAUCCAUCAUCGCCACAACAGCCCCCAAAUCAACCUCCUGCGACGGCGUAACCACCUUCGCAGACGAAUGCGCAACAGCAUCCCACGUGGCGUCCUACCUGCCCCAAGCCUUCCAGAAAUACAACGUCACGACAAAAGGCGAAAUGGCAGCCCUCCUCUCCCUAAUGGCCUUCGAGACGGGCGACUUCCGCUACAACCGCAACCACUUCCCCGAACCAGGCCGCCCGGGGCAGGGCACCCGCAACCUCCAGAUGGCGGGGUACAACCUCAUGUACGCCCUCUCGAUCCCGGAACUGAAAGACAAGGCGACGGAGAUCGCGGGCGGCGUCACGGACGGAAACAGCUUGACGGACGACAAGAAGAACCAGAUCCUCGAGCUCGUGAUGCCGGACGACUACACCUGGGGCUCCGCCGCCUGGUUCCUCACGACGCAGUGCGACGCCGACGUCAGGGAGAACCUCGCGGCCGGCACGGUGAAGGGGUUCACCCUCUACAUGGACUGCAUCGGUACCUCGGGCACCGAGGACCGUGUCGCGUACUGGGCUAGGGCCAAGGGGGCUUUCGGGCUGGCAUAA
Messenger RNA from Colletotrichum abscissum, 687 nucleotides. RefSeq lists its product as uncharacterized. The transcript has a single exon. The record is from RefSeq and is a predicted model, not a curated record. Bases 1 to 687 code for a protein of 228 amino acids. NCBI's taxonomy places the organism in Eukaryota, Fungi, Ascomycota, Sordariomycetes, Glomerellales, Glomerellaceae.